AUGCAGCGGGCGCAAGACCAAAGGCAGAGCACGUCUGCCACAACAUACAAAGAGAAGGUCUCUGAGCUGACCGCCCCGAAUCCGACGCCGGGCUCGCCGCGACUCUGCUGGGCCCGCCGGCCCGGCUCCGCCAGGGCACGCCCGGGGGCAGUCGUCGGGCACGCCGCGGCCCGCAGCUGGGGCGCCGAGGCGGAGGCGGAGGCGGAGGCGGAGGCGGAGGAGGAGGAGGAGGACGAGGAGGAGGUGAGGGAGGGCCUCAUGGAGGCAAAUUCUGGGCACCUGGUCCAUUACAGGACGGUUCAGGAUGGCUCGGGAUGA
Prorocentrum cordatum is the source of this 318-nucleotide messenger RNA. The record is from the annotation of a GenBank genome assembly. Lineage: Eukaryota; Dinophyceae; Prorocentrales; Prorocentraceae.